AAUCUGAGAAUGGCUUGUUCAAUCGCUUUGAGGAGAGCUUCUGCUUCGGGGCUCAUCAAUAAGCUCUUCAAUCCUAUUCGUUCUGUCGCAGUAGCACCAUCUGCUGCUACUCGUUCCUUCAACACCGAAUCUCAGAUGCGCCAGUACGAGGAUGAUGAACGAAGCAUCGAUGUGAAACGCCAAUCCGAUCGUUCUAUCUCUCGUCGCCGUGAGUCGUUUCCCAGUCUCGUCACAGGUAAUGUGUUUGAUCCGUUCGUCUCACCGACUAGGUCACUGAGUCAGGUUCUAAAUCUGAUGGACCAGAUGAUUGAGAAUCCUUUCGUGGCUGGAGGGAUGGGGAGUGGAACGACGAGGAGAGGAUGGGAUGCUAAAGAGGACGAAAAUGCUCUGUACGUGAGGAUCGACAUGCCUGGCCUAGGGAAAGAGGACGUGAAGGUGGUGGUAGAGGAGAACACUCUGAUCAUCAAAGGAGAAGGGGGUAAAGAAUCUGACGAGGAGAAAGAUGGAAGGAAGUAUAGUAGCAGGACUGAUCUCCCCGAGAAUCUCUAUAAGCUUGAUGAGAUUAAGGCGGAAAUGAAAAACGGAGUACUUAGGGUGAUUGUUCCCAAGGUGAAGGAGGAGGAGAGAAAGAACGUUCAUGAGGUCAAGAUUGAAUGAUCUG
Telopea speciosissima is the source of this 661-nucleotide messenger RNA. Its product is annotated as heat shock 22 kDa protein, mitochondrial. NCBI's taxonomy places the organism in Eukaryota, Viridiplantae, Streptophyta, Magnoliopsida, Proteales, Proteaceae. The transcript has 2 exons. Bases 10 to 657 code for a protein of 215 amino acids. The record is from RefSeq and is a predicted model, not a curated record.